This is a messenger RNA of Striga asiatica, 5005 nucleotides long. The record is from the annotation of a GenBank genome assembly. NCBI's taxonomy places the organism in Eukaryota, Viridiplantae, Streptophyta, Magnoliopsida, Lamiales, Orobanchaceae.
AGAAAAAAAAAAGAAAAAAGAAAAUAUGGGUUGCGCGCAGUCGAGAAUAGAGAAUGAAGAAUCGGUUUCUAGAUGCAAAGAGAGACGGAAUCUCAUGAAAGAGGCGGUUGGAAUAAGAAACGCCUUUGCUUCAGCCCACUCCGGAUAUUCGAUCUCCCUGAAAGACACCGGUGCCGCUCUCAGCGACUACGCUCAGGGGGAGGUCCCUCCAUCGCCGCCGGAGGCGGCGGCGCCGUCCGACCCACCGCCGUCCGAGCGGCCGCCGCCGCCCCCUCCGCCACCAAUCGAAUCCACCCUCCCUCCCCCACCUCCCCCGCUCCCGAGCUUCUCCCCCAUGCCGCCCCUUAAACGAGCUGUCACCAUGCCAGCGAAUUUAUCAGAGAACAUGAAGGGGAAAAUGAAAGGCAUUGCCAUGGAUGAUGGGGAUAUUUACGAGGAGGAGGAGAUUGAUGAGGAAGAAGAAUACGAGGAGGAGGAGGAGGAGAAAGUAGGGUUUCGUAGGCCGAAAAAGGGAGCUGAUGAAAGUAAAGUAGAUACAACACCUGUAAGGGCCCCACCAAAUCCGGCGACCCCACCAGAACUUAAAGGGAUGGCCUGGGACUAUUUCUUCAUGGACAACAUGGCACAAUCGAAUUUGGACGAGGUCGAGGAGGAGGAGGAAAUGGAGGAGGAAAUGAGGGGUGGUGUGGAGGGCAAAAAUGGAAAUCCUGAGGAUUUCGAGUUCAGGACACCUGAUAAGCUUAAGCAAGUGGGGUUUGAGGGGAUUGAGGAGUUCAAGACUCCGGAUGAGACUCCGGCCGAGAAGCAGUUUGUGCAUUCGAAAACGGCCCCACCUGCAAUGAGUAGAUUUGCCGGUGGUGGAAAUGUUGUGGGAAAUAGUGCUAAUAAUAAUAAUGGUGUGGAUUUAUUGAAAAUUUUGAGUGAGGUGGAUGAUCAUUUUCUCAAGGCUUCUCAGAGUGCGCAGGAGGUCUCGAAGAUGCUGGAGGCCACACGGCUGCAUUACCAUUCGAAUUUCGCGGAUAAUCGAGGACAUAUUGACCAUGCGGCAAGGGUCAUGCAAGUUAUUACUUGGAAUAAAUCCUUCAGAGGUGUUCCUAAUGGGGAUGGGACGAAAGAUGAUCCAGAAGCAGAAGAUUAUGAGACACAUGCUACCAUUUUAGAUAAGUUGCUAGCGUGGGAGAAAAAGCUUUAUGAAGAAGUUAAGACUGGCGAGCUUAUGAAACUCGAGUAUCAAAGGAAAGUUGCUCAGCUGAACAAACUGAAAAAACGAAAUGCUAGCGGCGAACAACUGGAGAAAGCAAAAGCUGCCGUUAGCCAUUUGCACACGCGCUACAUUGUUGACAUGCAAUCCUUGGAUUCAACUGUCUCCGAGGUGAAUGAUAUACGAGACAAGCAGCUGUACCCGAAGCUCGUGGCUCUUGUUCAUGGGAUGGCCAAGAUGUGGGAAUCCAUGUGCGGCCACCACGACUCGCAGCUCCGAGCUGUUGCAGGCCUCCGAGCCCUCGACGCCUCCGGCCUCGUCAUCAUCGAGACAACAAAACACCACCACGCUCGAACCCGCCAGCUGGCCUCCGUAGUCGAGCGUUGGCACUCCCAGUUCGAGAAGCUCGUCUCCAGCCAGCGCAAUUACGUAAAUACCCUCAACUCCUGGCUCAAGCUCAACCUCAUCCCGAUCGAGCGCGCGGAUAAGUCCGCUGCCACCGCCACUUCUCCUCCGCGGGCCCCGCCAAUUCAGCCCUUACUCCGCACGUGGCACGACCACUUGGAGAAGCUCCCGGACGAGGUGGCGAAAGGGGCGAUUUCGUCAUUUGCAGCCGUGAUCCAGACGAUCGUGCUCCACCAAGAAGAGGAGAUGAAGCUGAAGGAGAAAUACGAGGACACGCAGAGGGAGUACCUUAGAAAAAAGCAGUCUUUCGAGGAGUGGUACCAAAAGCAUGGGCAGAGGAAAGGCUCGAUUUCGAACGAGGAGGAGGGAGGAGGAGAGCAGCUGCCGGCGGGGAAAGAUCCGGUGGCCGAGCGGCAGUUUGCGGUGGAGAGUCUGAGGAAGAGGCUGGAGGAGGAGAUGGAGGAGCACCAGAAGGUUUGCGUGCAGGUGAGGGAAAAAUCGCUCGGGAGUUUGAAAGUGAGGCUGCCGGAGCUUUUCCGGGCGCUCUCGGAUUACGCGCACGCUUGCCGGGAAGCGUACGGGAGGCUGAGGGUGAUAGGACAAGCAACAACACCCUGUCAGAUGGUGCUAGAAAUGGUAUACGAAGAGCUCGACCUUUACAUGGGAGAACAAGUGGCCCAACACGGCGUUCUACAAAGGGACAAUGGACAGCGGAAGAGGAAGGUGGUUUUAAAUUUUCGUGAUGAGAUAUUGCGAGUGGCCGUGCAACAGUUCAAAGGAAAAAAUUGGAAAAAGAUAGCGGAACGUUUCAAGGACCGAACAGAUGUGCAGUGCUUACACAGGUGGCAGAAAGUUCUCAAUCCAGAUCUUGUUAAAGGUCCAUGGUCUAAAGAGGAGGAUGAAAUAAUAGUUGAAAUGGUGAAGAGAUAUGGGCCCAAAAAGUGGUCUACAAUUGCACAGCACCUUCCUGGCCGUAUAGGAAAGCAAUGCCGAGAAAGGUGGCACAAUCAUCUGAAUCCCAACAUAAACAAAGAACCCUGGACACAAGAUGAGGAGUUGGAUUUGAUUCGUGCCCAUCAAAUUCACGGCAACAAGUGGGCAGAGUUAACUAAGUUUUUACCUGGAAGAACGGACAAUGCAAUAAAAAAUCAUUGGAAUAGUUCGGUCAAGAAGAAACUAGACAUGUAUUUAGCUUCGGGAUUGCUCUCUCAGUUCCAAGGUCUUCCGCUCGUCCCACAUCAGUCAGCAGCUGCUUCAUCCUCCUUAAAGGCUCCACAAAGCAGUGAAGAAGAUGAUAGUGUCGUUAAAGUCGGACUGGAAUUAGAGGAAGCAUCUGAGUGCAGUCAAUCUUCAGCUUUGGCCUCGAUAUCUAGGCCCACUAAUAAUAACACAGUAGCACCACGAACAAAUGCAACUGAAGAAUCGAACCCAAUUCCUCCGACCUCAGAAGAUUACCAUCCCCCGUUUCAAGAAGAUGUGUUUGCCGAACAAUUUCCUGAAAGUGGGCUCUCUCUGGAUUGGGGUGCUUUCAUGGGGAAAAACUGGCAAUUUAAUCCUAAUGAGUUACCAGACAUGACAUUGCUUGACCUGGGCCAAGAUUCCGGAAUGUUCUUGAGUAAUAACCACGACGCAUUACCUCCACAAGAACCUUCUGUGCCAGAAGAUAUUAUUAUUAAAGACGUCAAACGAGAAGAAGAUCCAUUACUAUUUCAUUCUUCCAAAUUUCAGAUAAAUGAAGACGACACGACUUUCGGGCCACAAUUGUUUUACCUGCCACCCGAUUUGCUGGCCAGCUCUUCUUCUUUCACUCAAUCUGUCCCAUUUCCCGAUCAAAUUCCUCUUGCCGACGAGACACUCGCUUUCGGCAACAAUCCAAAUCCGUAUAAUAACUCUUCGCAAGCAAAUAUACCCGAUGGAUUUAUUUGCCCCAAGGACUCGGAUAACAACUCCAAUAAUGAGCUCAAAGAGUCGCCUAAACUCGUCCCAGCUAAUGAUUUUUUCCUGCCACCACCGAACGAUGAGCAAAAAGAAGACGAGCAAAAGGACUCGGGAGGGAGCCUAUUUUACGAGCCGCCACGUUUUCCGAGCUUGGACAUACCGUUCUUCAGCUGCGACCUCGUGCCACCUGGCGGCGACACUCAUCUGGAGUACAGUCCGCUCGGCCUCCGCCAUGUAAUGGCUUCCUUUCGGAUGUGGGACUCACCAUCUAGGGAUGAGAAUGGUUGUUUUAGUCCGGAUGCUGUCUUAAAAAGUGCCGCCAGGACUUUUACCGGAACGCCCUCGAUUGUGAAGAAGAGGCACCGGGACUUGGUGUCCCCCUUGUCGGAAAAAAGGGUCGAGAAGAAGAAGCAGGAGCAGUUUUCUUUGGGCUUGGAUGGGAAUUUCUCUCGACUUGAGGCUAUGUUUGAUGAGUGCAUGGGUAGAGAGAAUGAAGCCCCUGAGGAAUGUUUGGAUGAGAGAGUUGAAAAGACUGCACUAACCGAUGACCGGAAAACGAGUGGGGAUAACGAUAAUGAUGCAUUGGAAAUGGGGAACGAGUUUUCUGGAAUCCUUGUUGAGCAGAAUAUGAAUGACAUGACAUUCUUUUCCCCUGAUCGUUUUGAAGGCAAGGCAGCAGAUAGAUCUAUUGGUCUAAUAAGUGCCCGAGCUCUUGGGAAACAAGGUACUCGAAGAGUGGACUCGAGUAUUUCUGUCCUUUGUUCUCCUCGAGUGUGUGCCAAGGGCGACGGGACCAAUUUGAUCAUAGCUACAACAUCUCUUCAAUCCACAAGUCCCGAGAAUAAAGUCAAAAAUUCGGGCAAAGGCAUAGCAUCCGAAAACAAUAGUGGUGGCAUAUUCAUAGACACACCAUUCAAGAGGAGUAUAGAAUCUCCUUCAGCUUGGAAGUCCCCUUGGUUCCUCAACACUUUUGUUCAAGGCCCCAGAGUCGAUACCGACAUAACAAUCGAGGACAUUGGCUACUUCCUGAGCCCUGGAGACAGGAGUUAUGAUGCGCUCGGGUUAAUGAAGCAGUUAGGAGAGCAGACUGCCGAAGCAUUUGUGGAUGCCCAGAAUGUUUUGGGAGAUGAAACUCCUGACACAAUAAUGAAGGGAAAAUGCUUCGUGGACCGACAAGCAGCAGACAAGGAGAAUCAUCAUUGCAGCCCGAGCUCUAACCAAGACCUUCCCAUUUCAGCUUCCAAUUUUACGGAAAGGCGAACGCUCGACUUUAGCGAAUGUGGAACGCCUGGAAAGGAAACCGGGAAGGUGUCGAGCGGAGUAGGUUUCUCGACUUCGUCUGAGUAUUUGUUGAAAGGUUGCAGGUAGAUGGAGAAGGCAUUGCCAAACCAUCCCAUUGUCUUUUUUUUUUCUCUGUCCGUACGUGUGCCUUUUCCUCUUUACCUUAUGUNGUUUAUAUUU